CACGUUGAGCGUGGAUACUCUUUCAGAAUUUUCACUCAUCCAGGAAAAUAUGUUUCUGUCAAUUUUUUGUUAACAUAAAACAUUAUAUUACAUACUGAAAGAAUGUCAUGUUCAUUUUAUUGCCCAACUGCAUUUCCCAGUAGGCUAUGAUAUUUGCACCAUUGUCCCAUGCUAGCUGAGGAAUAAGGAAGUGUACCUAGGUCCCCAACCCCUUUGAAUAAUGAAUUUCAAUUCAGUUAUACAUUUUCAAAUUAUAAAGAUUGACGAGAAAUUUCUGCGAUAAAAGAAGGCUCUUAUAUUUAUUUAAGGAUUAAGCCUUCUUUAUCAAUCUAUGGUCCCAUAAUUCUCACAGGAUUGCAGACAAAUUCAAUAACGCGUUAAUAUUUUGUUUUUCUUAUAUCCGUCCUGUAACAGUGGUAUCACAUCCUACAACUAAACUCCCCUCUGUCAAUGGGACCUGCUCCUAUUACACCAAGACAACAGGCGACUGUUCCUGACGAAAAAAUAGAAUAUAGUCUAAACAGAAACUCGUCAAUUUAAUUUCAACAUUCCGACCAAUAUAUUCCACUGUAAAGAUAUUCUCUUUUUCUACAUCAUAACUAUAUAAAUCAUUGCAAGUUACAUUGAUAUUUUUUUUACUCUGGUUGCAUGAGUUUUCCUGACGUCAAAAAUACACCUAGUAUAGUGACGUCAGAUAAAAUAUUAUUUAGUGACGACGUCACGAACAGUGUUCUUCAUAUCGCUACACUAAGAGGAAUAAUGGUAUGAAAACUUUCCCUUUUGUUUGAAAAGUUAUAUAGUGACAAUGCAGAGCAAAUAGAAAUAUUGAAAUUAGAUUUCCUCAUGGUUUGGUUAAAAAAUAUGCCUUUACUAUUCAACUACUUUCUUUGCCCUCAGUGGUCGGCUUUAUGCUGAUGCGACGUUUCAUAGCGGGUGGUGUGUGUCUCUCCAACAAACGUCUGGAUGGGAAGACUGUCAUCAUCACUGGCUGUAACACGGGCAUUGGUCUGGAGACAGCCAAGGAGUUGUCUGCUCGAGGUGCCCGAGUGAUCAUGGCCUGUCGUGACCUUGAUAGAGCCACGAAAGCGUCCAAUAUCGUAAAAAAGUUCUCCGGAAGCAGUGACGUCACCGUAGAGCGACUAGACCUUGCCUCACUCGAGUCGGUGAGGAAGUUUGCGAAGGGAAUCAACGAUAAUGAAGACAGAGUUGAUAUUCUCAUCAACAAUGCCGGUGUGAUGAUGUGCCCUAAAUGGCAGUCCGAGGAUGGGUAUGAGAUGCAGUUUGCUGUGAACCACCUCGGACAUUUUUUGUUGACUAAUCUGUUAUUGGACAAAAUUAAGAUGUCUGCUCCGUCCAGGAUCAUCAACGUCUCGUCAAAGUUACAUUCAAGAGGGAAAAUAAGCUUUGAUGACGUGAAUAGUGACCAAAACUACUCAUCUUUAUAUGCCUAUGCACAGAGCAAGCUGGCUAAUGUACUUUUUACAAAGGAACUUGCAACACGUCUGAAAGGUACAAGUGUGACGACAAAUUCACUCCACCCAGGAGUUAUCAACACAGAGUUGAAGAGACAUGUGGAGGCUUGGGUAACGCCCAUACUGCUUUUGUGUUUAAGUCCGGUUAUAGUUUUCCUGAAGACACCAUUACAAGGGGCUCAGACAACUUUACACUGCGCUCUAGAUGAACGACUGGACAAUGUUUCUGGCAAAUACUUCAGCGAAUGUGCGGAAAAGCAACCCUCAAAGGCAGCAUUAAAUGUGGACGACGCAAAACGACUGUGGCAGCUUUCAGAGGAAAUGGUGGCAAAAGCAAGUCAAUGAAUUUGGGUACCUCCAUAACUGCAAGCGAAAGAUUUUGGUAUUAAUAACGGUAGAAAAAUCUCGGUGUUGUACUACUUAUUUGUAAUACAUAUUUACCGUCGACCCGGAACGAUAUCAUAAAACGAAAGUCUACUGUGACCAUCUCCUUAAAUAUGGACAUGUGUUGAUCCGGGAAUCUCAACUACGAUAAUCUCAACAAACCCAACACAGAAUUAACAUCAUUGGAUACAAGUAUGAAUUUUCGUUGAUGAGCAGCAUUGGCACGAGAAAACAAUUCAAGAUUUUUUUUAAGAAUCAAGAUCAAUAUCAUGAUUUGUACAAUUCAACGUGAAACUUUUAGAUUGUACCAUCCAUGUGAAUUUUAAAAUUUGUA
Molecule: messenger RNA, 2190 nt
Organism: Pecten maximus
Lineage: Eukaryota; Metazoa; Mollusca; Bivalvia; Pectinida; Pectinidae
Product: retinol dehydrogenase 12-like
Exons: 6
Coding region: 909-1817 (302 amino acids)
Source: RefSeq, a predicted model, not a curated record